UGGAAUUUUCUCAUCCAAGUAUUACUCUAAAAAAACAAAAACCCAUUUCCUCUCUCCACGCAUUUCCACGGGUCUCAAAAAUAAAUUUUAAAAAAUGCUUUUCCUCUUCUUCACUUCAUUCAUUGCCAUACACCGGUCGUACUUUCCAAAAAAAUGUCUUCAAUUUCAAGACUUUUUGACUCUACACGCUUCAAAUUCAAUAUUAGUUCUUCUCCUAAGCUUAAUAAAUCUUUAAACCCAAGGUAUUUCCUUCAAUUCCGGACCAGCAAACCAAGUUUUUCUGGAGGAUUCUUGGCCAAGCGAGCCGGAGAGCGGGACUCUCCCAGAACCAUGAUUAAAACUACAGAUAUUAAGGACUCUAGGAACGGAGAUGAUGGUCUUCAAGUGCUUGAACAAGAAGCUUUCUUUAACGGGCCAGUACGGCUUCAAGGGUUGGAGCCCGCCUUAAAUCGUCUGAGCAAGUGGCUGGUGUCGGCUUUGUUCGGUGGGGUGAUUGUGUGGCGGCAUGACGCGGAGGCUUUGUGGAUGGCGAUGGGGUCGAUUGUGAAUGCGCUGCUGUCAGUUGGGCUGAAACGGGUGCUGAAUCAGGACCGGCCUGUUGCUGGGCUUAAAUCUGACCCUGGGAUGCCAUCGUCUCAUGCUCAAUCCAUUUUCUUCACCGUCAUGUUUACCAUAGCUUCAAUUUUGGAAUGGCUGGGGGUUAAUGAACUUUCAGUGAGCAUCAGCUUUCUUGCUCUGGCAUUUGGUUCAUAUUUUUCAUGGCUUCGAGUGUCACAGCAGCUUCACACGAUUAAUCAAAUUCUUGUGGGGGCUGUCGUAGGGUCGAUUUUCUCAAUUUUGUGGUACAUAUCAUGGGAUGCUGUUGUUUUGACAGCAUUUAAUUCCUCAUUGUGGGUACAGGUAAUUGUUCUUUUGGCUUCUGCUGGAUUUGGCCUAGGCUUUGUUCUAUACGUGAUUCAGUAUUGGCUCAAGGAUGAAAGAUCAAUGAUGUAAAUAGAUCAAUUUUAUGCAGAUGAAAUUCCGUAGAUGUUUUACAUUAACAAAUAAAAAUGUUGUCUGAAGCUUACUGAACUAAUACAAGUAAUUUGACUCGUUCAUUUCAAGAGUUUCAAACUCAUCUGUGGCAAUUGUCUGUCAUGAUGGAAAAACAUACAAAUCAUACCAGGAAGGUGAUUCUGUAGGCAAUGGUAACCAAAUCAAAUUAAAUCAAACAAAGGAGAAAAAUACAAAUUACUGUAGAUCAAUUUGGUCAUAGUGCUUCACUUCAACCUUUUUAAAAACUGAAAACUGUCACAAUAUUCUUGUGCGAUGCUUUGGGACACUAGUAAGAAGGAAGAAAUCAUCAUCAGAUGUUAGAUACUGCUGCACUUGACUUCUUGCCCUGUUUACAUACUGUUUCUUUCCUCCAAAGCUGUCAUAGUUAUUAGCUAAGCUCAGGAUGAGCUUGAUUCGAUACCUUCUUGCCUCAGGCUUUUCAAAAUCUAAUCCCUGUAAAACAUUCCAAAAAUAAAAAGAUCUAAAUCGUAUCUAUAUCAUGAACUUUAAGGAUUUAAAGGUGCACACGUUUCUAGUGAAGGAAAAGUGAGAACUUGUUAUCCCUGGAGGUUAGGAAACUUUCUCUGGUUAAAAUCAGAGAAAUAUGAAGAGCAAUUAGCUCCAUUAUUGGAGCUCGGAUUUAAAUGCUGUUGCUCUGCUUGUUGAUAGCUUCAAUGAAACUGGUCCUCCAUAGGACAAUUCAUGAUUUCAUUAGUUUAUCCUUGGAUCCAGCCUCGAAUAAAUAAAACGCAGCGUCUUGGAACCAUCAUUGUGCUUUUUUUCAUUUGUUUUUGAAAAACCCUUCUGAUUGAUAGGAUUUGAUCUUUAACAAUAUUUGGGUUUUUUAUUUUAUAUAUUGAGAAAUGAAAAAAUUUCAAAAUCAACUCUUGAAAUUUUAAGAAAUUAAAAUUAAUCAUAAAAUCAGAUAUUCAGAUUUUUUUUUUACAAUUUCCG
Durio zibethinus is the source of this 1989-nucleotide messenger RNA. Its product is annotated as lipid phosphate phosphatase epsilon 2, chloroplastic-like. Gene Ontology annotation, molecular function: dolichyldiphosphatase activity. Gene Ontology annotation, cellular component: endoplasmic reticulum membrane; intracellular membrane-bounded organelle. Gene Ontology annotation, biological process: protein N-linked glycosylation; lipid biosynthetic process. The record is from RefSeq and is a predicted model, not a curated record. NCBI's taxonomy places the organism in Eukaryota, Viridiplantae, Streptophyta, Magnoliopsida, Malvales, Malvaceae.